This is a messenger RNA of Halteromyces radiatus, 1142 nucleotides long. RefSeq names its product mitochondrial carrier domain-containing protein. The transcript has 4 exons. The coding region runs from base 105 to 1013 and encodes 302 amino acids. NCBI's taxonomy places the organism in Eukaryota, Fungi, Mucoromycota, Mucoromycetes, Mucorales, Cunninghamellaceae. Gene Ontology annotation, molecular function: ferrous iron transmembrane transporter activity. The record is from RefSeq and is a predicted model, not a curated record. Gene Ontology annotation, cellular component: mitochondrial membrane. Gene Ontology annotation, biological process: iron import into the mitochondrion.
GUUUUUAUGAUUUUGGUACAAAAAAACAAUUAUUUUUUUCUUCGGGGUGUUACCUCUUUUUUUUCUCCCUCUCUUUGUUUCCUUUUUCAUAUAUUCAUGGUGUCAUGAUGAACGAAGACCACGAAUAUGAUUAUGAAUCACUUGGAGCCAAUUCAACUAUGACUCAGAAUGCUAUUGCUGGAGCUCUUGCCGGUAUUGGUGAACAUUGUUUAAUGUUUCCUGUAGACAGCAUCAAGACACGUAUACAAGUGGGACAAUCUUUAGGCAGUAUGGCGGUUUCUUCAAUAGACUGGUUUCGAUCUCAACACCUUUGGCGUGGGGUAUAUUCUGUAGUCAUGGGGGCUGGACCAGCUCAUGCUCUUCAUUUCGCUACCUAUGAAUUCUGUAAGGUGCGCUUUUAUCGACUUAUACAACAACAUGGAUCUUGGACUAAGGACGAAAAUCUUCAACAACUUAUCGCAACAAGUUCCGCGGGUGCAUGUGCUACUUUGGCUCACGAUGGUAUGAUGACUCCAUUUGACGUGAUCAAACAACGUAUGCAGUUAAAGGAUUCAGUAUAUAGAUCAGUUCGUGAAUGUGCUCGGCAAGUAUACGCGAAAGAAGGGAUUACGGCAUUUUAUAUAUCUUUACCGACAACACUCUCUAUGUCUAUUCCAUUUCAAUCUAUUCAAUUCUCAACUUAUGAACGAUGUUUAUCCCUUUUAAAUCCGGGCGGUAUUUAUGAUCCAAAAUCACAUGUUGUAGCAGGUGCUGUAGCAGGAAUCAUAGCCUCAUCAGUGACUACACCAUUGGAUGUUAUUAAGACUUUAUUACAAACAAGAGGAUCAUCUAUGGAUCCAAGGAUACGACAUUGUAGUGGAUUCUGGGAAGCUGGCAAACUGAUAUAUGAACAUUAUGGAUAUAGAGGAUUUUUUAGAGGAUUUAAACCAAGAAUACUGACUCAUAUGCCUGCUACUGCCAUCAGUUGGAGUGUUUAUGAAUAUUUCAAAUGGUUUUUAUCAAGAAACAAUUGAAUCAAGGUUAUUAUCAUUAUUAUUAUUAGAAAGAUCUCAUUUGUUUUGGCGUUAGGAUUGAUUUGGAUAGAUGGAUGGAUUGCAACAUAUUCUCUUUAUACAUAUACAUAGAUUUUAGUUCUCCUUUCA